UUUUUUUUUUUUUCCUUCCUUUUUUCUCUUUAUCUCUCUUUCUUUGCUUCUUUUUUUUUCUUUACAUAACUAUGGCAGAUACAGUGAGUCGCUUAGAACAGUACCGUCGUACUUUUCAAAAAUACGCCACCAUUGAAAAUGAACACAAGGAAAAAUUCAUGACCCGUGAAGACUUUUUGUCUGCCAUCGUACCCGGUGAAGACUUCAAAAAGAUCCAAAGAGAUCAAUUUGAACUCUUGUACAAAAUUGCAGACAGAACAAACAAGGGGGCUAUUUCUUUUGAUGAUUUUGUGAUUUUUGAAGACUUAUUGUCAAAGCCUGAUGCGGAGUACGAAGUCGCUUUUCGUGUGUUUGACGUAAAUGGUACGGGUAAGGUAACAUUUGAUCAGUUCAAGAGUGUGUUGUCCAGCAAUAUGCCUGAUGACGCUGUUCCUUUUGACUUUGAUUGCGAUUGGCUCAAGCUAUACAUUGGUUCAAAAGAAGGUCAUCAUGAAUUAAGCUACCAGGAGUUCACUCAACUCAUCAAGGGUUUGCAAGGCGAACGUCUUCGUCAAGAAUUUAAGCAUUAUGACAAGGAUCAUUCCGGUUUUAUUGCUCCUGAAGAUUUUAAGAAGAUUAUUUUGGAUGUUGCAAAGCACAAGUUGUCAGACGAUGUGAUCGAUCAUUUACCUACCCUUUGUAACCUCACCAGUAGUAACAAAAUCAGUUUCUCUUCUGUGGUUGCUUUUCAUAACGUGAUUCGCAAUAUCGAUAUGGUGGAACUUGUGAUUCGUAAGGCUAUUGAAGCCAAUGCUGAUAAAAAGAUCACCAAGGCUGAUUUCUUAAAGCAUGCUCAUGAAGCCAGUCGUUACACUGCUUUUACGCCUAUGGAAGUGGAUGUGAUUUUCCAUUUUGCUGGUGUUGAUGACGAUUCUGGUGUGCUUAGUUUAGACGAUUUUGCUCGUAUCUUGGAUCCUCGUUGGACUACAUCGCAUAAAGAAUUAGAAGAAGCAACUGAAAAAUUAUAUGUCGAUCAUCCUCAACAACCCAAGCAUGGUGCUCUUUGGCAAAUCAUUGAGAGCGCCUAUUCUUUUGCACUUGGUUCAGUGGCUGGUGCUGUUGGUGCCACUGCUGUAUACCCUAUUGAUUUGGUCAAGACGCGUAUGCAAAAUCAAAGAUCAAAAGUGGUUGGUGAACUCUUAUACAAGAACAGUUUAGACUGUUUCAAAAAGGUAAUAAAGAAUGAAGGUUUUGCAGGUCUGUAUCGAGGUCUGGGUCCUCAACUUGUGGGUGUUGCACCUGAAAAAGCCAUCAAAUUGACUGUCAACGAUUUUGUUCGUAGUCAAUUUACCAGUAGAAACAAUGGCGAGAUCAAGUUUUGGCAAGAAAUGAUUGCUGGUGGUGCUGCUGGUGCAUCUCAAGUCGUGUUUACAAAUCCUUUGGAAAUCGUCAAGAUUCGUCUUCAAAUCCAAGGUGAACAAUUAAAGCAUUUGGCUCCUGGUGAAGUUGCUCCUAAACGUUCUGCUAUCUGGAUCGUAAAGCAUUUGGGUAUUGUUGGUUUGUAUAAGGGUGUCAGUGCCUGUCUUUUAAGAGACGUGCCUUUCUCUGCCAUCUAUUUCCCUGCCUAUGCUCACUUGAAGAAAGACUUGUUUAAGGAAGGUCCUGAUCAUAAAUUGAAGAUUACUGAGCUUUUGAUGGCUGGUGCUAUUGCCGGUAUGCCUGCUGCUUACUUUACAACACCUGCUGAUGUGAUCAAGACUCGUUUGCAAGUCGAAGCACGUAAAGGCCAGACAACAUACAAUGGUAUUGUUGAUGCUGCUAGAAAGAUCUUCCGUGAAGAAGGAUUCAAGGCCUUCUUUAAGGGUGGCCCUGCUCGUAUCUUCCGUUCUUCACCUCAAUUCGGUGUCACUCUGACUGUGUAUGAACUCUUACACCAAUUCUUACCCCUUCCUGGCCAUGGAUCUGCUGCAAAUACCACUUCUACUACUACUACCACAGCUAUCGUUAAUCCUGUACAAACUAUUGAACACAAAACUACGCUUCGCUCUACAAAUGCACUAAAAAUGUUGCUGGAUCUUGACUAUCGAUUUGGUGUCCAUCAACCCUCAACCAAAAAAUAAUAGACUGUAUGUGUAAUUUGUCCUUAUUCUUGUGU
Gilbertella persicaria is the source of this 2134-nucleotide messenger RNA. Its product is annotated as mitochondrial carrier domain-containing protein. The record is from RefSeq and is a predicted model, not a curated record. Lineage: Eukaryota; Fungi; Mucoromycota; Mucoromycetes; Mucorales; Choanephoraceae. Gene Ontology annotation, cellular component: mitochondrial inner membrane. The transcript has 2 exons. Gene Ontology annotation, biological process: malate-aspartate shuttle; aspartate transmembrane transport; mitochondrial ATP transmembrane transport. Bases 72 to 2099 code for a protein of 675 amino acids. Gene Ontology annotation, molecular function: calcium ion binding; ATP:ADP antiporter activity; L-aspartate transmembrane transporter activity.